AUGGGCAUUACCGACCUGUGGACAGUCCUCGGCCAAGGUGAAGUUCACCACAUUGCCGACUUUGCUGCUGAUCACUUCAAGCGGCACAAGAGACCCUUGCGCAUCGCUGUCGAUGAGGCAUGUCGGCGCUUCACCAAUCUAUCAGAUGAGCAAGUGCGCAGGAUACGGGAGGAUACGCCGAAUGCGAAGCCCAUGGAGAAGACAAUCAAUCCUCUGGCGGAUAUUCAGGCUGUGGAAACUCAAUGUCCAAUUGCUAUUCGUGUGGGACGGGCUGCGUUCGGCUGCCAGACAUUGAACAAGAAGCACAAAGGCGACAGCAAGCGACCCGAACAAGACUACAUCCGGGUGUAUCGUGCAGAUACAAUUGCUCGUGAGCUGGAACUUGAUGCUAAUAGCUUUGUACUGUUCGCUGUCCUCGUCGGAGGCGACUAUCAUAAACCAGGCUUACCCGGGUGUGGCGCAGGCACCGCAAGGAAAGUUGCAAAGACGUCGAAGGGGCUUGCAAAAGCCCUCGUUGAAGCCUCAGAUCACCAGAUCCCCGCCUGGAAAGCGCUCCUAGCCAAUGCUAUUCGUAGCGUAGACAUCCCUCCGGAUUUCCCGGACAUGAAGGCCCUGAACGGCUACAGACGACCUGCUGUAUCUACCCCAGAUGAAUGCAGAAACAUACACCGGCUGCGAAGUGGGUGGGACAUCAAGUUUGAUCAAGCCAAAGCUCGACUGCUGCUGCAUGAAAACUAUCAGCUGGACACGCGAGACUAUCUCAAGCAUUUUGGGUGCGUGUUCCUUGUUCGUAGGCUUGCACGUAUACAGCCGAGUCAACGCGAGGAGAACUUGAGGUACAACGUGAAGUUGAAGCCGACUCGAGCGAUCAAGAGUGCGGAUGGGGUUGUGCAAUUGAAGACAGAGGCAAAGAUCACGUAUGCAGCCUCACUGCUGGUAGAUAACGACCCGACGACCAAAUCUCCCGAAGAGGAUUGGACGAAACACGCAGCCAAAGAUGGCACACCCUACAACCCAACGGAGAAUAUUGAGGGCGAGGUCUUGCGAUGCUUUCUGGAGCACGGGCUACCACCUGGGACGUAUGACGCUCCGGUAAAACCUAAGAAGAGCAGAGCCAAGAGCGUGAAAGCUAUGGAAGCUGAUGAGCAAAUCUCGGAGAGCAAUGGAGGCGUGGCUGACGACAAUAUCGCCGGACAAGCCCAGCCAGCCACCACCUCGAGGAAGCGCAAACGACCAACCAAAUCUCAUGCAGAAGAUGUCGCUCAAUCAGUAGCACCCAAAAAGCGCAGCCGAUCGUCCAACAAUGACUCUGGGGGCCCGAAAGCCAACCGGACAGGGAAGGGAAACAACGAUGCUGCGGGAACACCCUCGCCACCACCAAUGACUUUCAAGAUCCCCGCUGCCAUGAACAUCGGCGCAGACGUGGUUGACCUUUGCGACGAGAGUGAGAGCGAGGAUACUGCGCGGCAGACCGAAAGUGAUCUCUUCACGCCUCCUGCAUCAACGCCGGCGUCAGCUUCAAAGAUGAAAUCUGCCUCUGUACCAGUUUACCGACCCCUUCGACCUCUCGCGCUGUCACAAGAAGCCAAAGAGGCUCAGGUAGCCAAGAAGAGCUUGUCCCAAGUUGCAACGCAAUUGCAGCAGGUGAAGGUCAAAGCGACUGGCCAAAAGGCUCGAGACAGUGACGCAAAGAGGGAGAAGAGGACGGCUCCACGUGAGUCAUGGGGAGCUGCAGACAGGCCAAUAUCUCAGCAAAUCUCGACUCCAGCCGUUCCAGUAGCGGCAUCAGCACACCAAGCACAUACGUCCGCUCGACAGCCUCAUGGAGUGCAAAAAUAUGAUGUUCUCAAAGUCACCAAAGCCCCUGUACCUAUGGCCGAAACGCUCGUCCCUGGCAAGACUAUAACCCCAGGCACCUUGCGAGAGCUUAGAGCAGCAGCGUUCUCUCGUAAGAUCGAUGCAAGUAAGCUGGACGAUAUUCACCUCGCCGCUUCUGUUGUCCCAAAGCCGCCGGUCGCCAGAGAAGUCAUUGACCUCACUUGA
Messenger RNA from Fulvia fulva, 2043 nucleotides. RefSeq lists its product as uncharacterized. Lineage: Eukaryota; Fungi; Ascomycota; Dothideomycetes; Mycosphaerellales; Mycosphaerellaceae. The transcript is spliced from 2 exons. Gene Ontology annotation, molecular function: 5'-flap endonuclease activity. The record is from RefSeq and is a predicted model, not a curated record. Bases 1 to 2043 code for a protein of 680 amino acids.